This is a messenger RNA of Tuber aestivum (summer truffle), 2205 nucleotides long. The record is from the annotation of a GenBank genome assembly. NCBI's taxonomy places the organism in Eukaryota, Fungi, Ascomycota, Pezizomycetes, Pezizales, Tuberaceae.
AUGGCGACCGCAGCAACUUCACACUUCGGCGCUGGAGGAGGAUCCGCCACCCAGUACUUGACGGCUAAACCGAACAAGAUCAGUUCUAAGGUGAUCCUGGCCGAAUUGCGAAAGGUGUAUUCGAGUUUGUGUCCGAGGGGCUGCUCCACACUCCCCGUACCUGCCUUCAAGGGUUACCUAUCCGACACGCAAAAGGUUGCUAUCUAUGAUGACUAUUCCGGGAAUGAGGAGGACGCGAAGGAAACCGGGGUCCAUAGAUGGGUGCAUAAGGUCUUUGGGCACUCUUCUCAGGCCGUGUCUGCCGAGAAGCUUCUGAGUGAUGAUCAGGAUAUUACGUUCGAUGAGUUUGUGUCCUAUCAUGCUACUCCCACGAAUUCGGCUUUGGCAUUGCCGGAUCCGAGGAGGAAGGAUUGGAGUAGGCCUUUGAAUGAGUAUUUCAUCUCCAGCUCCCACAAUACCUACCUUACCGGUCAUCAACUUUACGGGUCUUCCACCACCGAGGGGUACAUCAAUGUUCUGCGUCGGGGGUGCCGGUGCAUUGAGAUUGAUGUUUGGGAUGGGGAUGAUGGGGAGCCGGAGGUGUUCCAUGGGUAUACACUUACCAAGGAGAUUUCCUUUAGAGAUGUUUGCAGGGCUGUUGCGAAGCAUGCCUUCUCCGAGGGAGGUAACUUUUGGCAGGGAGGUGCUGGAGAAGGGCCUGUAAUCAUCAGUUUGGAAUGCCAUGCGGGGCCUGAACAGCAGGGGAGGAUUGUAAAAAUCAUGAGGGAGCAGUGGGGCGAUAUGCUUGUUCAGGGCAUUGAGCCUGAGGAUGUGGAAAACCUCCCGAGCCCGCUGGAGUUGAGAAGGAAGAUUAUCGUCAAGGCACGCUUUGCUCCCUUAGCUGUAUCAACGUCAAACUAACUCUCCAGGCAAAAUAUCUCCCACCGCCACCAAAAGUCACACCUAUGGACGCAACCGCUCCAAGAGUCCCACCCCCGGCGGUCGCGGACUCUUCAUCCGAUUCAUCCGAUUCAUCCGAUUCCGAACUUGAGGAAAUGGCGAAAAAGGCCAACAAGCAGAAGCCCCCGAAGGCAAAAGUUACCCGAGCACUAGCAGCACUUGGGAUAUACUGUUCAUCUCACCAUUUCCCAUCUCACGCGGCUCAACCCUUCACCGAAGAACCCACCUCCAGGAUCCCAAAUCACGUCUACAGCUUUUCCGAAAAAGUCUUUGCAAACCUCCACGCCCAGCACGCAGAGUCAAUUUUCCAUCACAACAAAAGCUACCUGAUGCGAGUCUACCCCUUCGGCCUCCGUUUUUCGUCCUCAAACGCAGACCCUACCGAAUUCUGGCAACGUGGAGUCCAGCUCGUAGCACUCAAUUGGCAGAAGUGCGAUGAAGGAAUGAUGCUGAAUGAGGGUAUGUUUGCCGGGGAAGGCGGAUAUGUGCUAAAGCCCGAGAGCUAUCGUCCCGGUGGCAAGGGGAUCCAUGAGGACAAGAGGAACCUAGAUCUCACUAUUGAAGUCAUUGCUGCGGCCAACAUCCCAUUGCCUGAGAAGAGCGAUUCUCCAAAGAGGUUUGAACCGUACAUUAAGAUUGAAGUGCACACUGAGGCAGCUACCGGACUAAAGAGGAAGACCAAGGCUAAGCGGGGGAUUGAAUGCGCAUGGAAUGAGAAAUUGGAGUUUAAGGGUAUUUCAGGGAUAGUUGAGAAGUUGACUUUCGUCAGGUGGAUCCCCCACCCUCUUUUAGCUUUGCCGAUACUUACUCCGCGAUAAUAGGUUCAAAAUCCACGAUGAGGAGUUCGGAAGGGAUGAUCUAGCAGCGUGGGCCUGUAUCCGCCUCGAUAGACUGCAGGAGGGGUAUCGCUUUGUGAACCUUAUCAACAACGAAGGUGAACCCUCCGAUGGGCUUAUCCUGGUCAAUAUCUCCAAACGGGUUUAUUAGUGUAGUAGAGUAGAGCCGGCUUUUGCUCUUCUCUGGGUUGCUUAUAAAGCACGGGGCGAGGCCACCAUAUUAUCCUGCGAGUGAGCAGUUAUGAAAACCAAAUUCCCUCUUCCCUCUUUUCUUUCGUUCAUUGCUAGGAUGUGAGAGUACUGUAUCGUUUUGGGAUUAGCUAUGGCACUCCGGAUUGUCAAUUGUAUAGUAGAUUGACAAGAAACUUGGGCCGUUGGCUACUUUACACCGAGAACAGCCGCUUGCAGAGACUCACAGCUCGCCGCUGCC